AUGUCCUUUACUUGUGCACCGUUCAGAUAUUUAAGCGAGACAGUAAUUUCCUUUCAUGAUGAAGAUUGGCAGGGCAUAGUUGCACACUUGGGAUAUGAAGACAAGAUAGAGAUUUUUGUUACUUUUGGGAAUGGAUUGGUUGUCAAGAAGACAAUUGUCUUUCUAUUGUGUGAUGAAUCAAUUGACAUGGAAAUGGAGUCUUCUCCUCAGCCAAAGAAAAAGAAAAAUUCCUUCAAAAAAUUCGUUAAGAAAAUUGUAGUGUGUAAGAUUAUGGAAGAGUAG
This is a messenger RNA of Sphenostylis stenocarpa, 282 nucleotides long. Lineage: Eukaryota; Viridiplantae; Streptophyta; Magnoliopsida; Fabales; Fabaceae. The record is from the annotation of a GenBank genome assembly.